AUUCAAUUUCUCUCUCUGCAUCUCCUAAGUUCACUCCGAGGCUGAGCUCGUCCUGGAACACCGCACGUGACCUGUUAUCUCCUCUCUCUACCUCUCCCUCUCCCUCUCCUAAGUUCACUCGGAGCUCAUCCCAUCCUGAAACAUCGCACGUGACCCGUUCUCUCCUGGGCUCUUCUCCGACUCUCUCUCCCUCAUCUUUCUCUCUCUUCGUCUGUAGAACCGGCGGGAAUGCAUUGUUCUCGACCUUUUGAAUCUCUGAACAGGUGAUCAAGAGUUGUAGAGCCAUGACUAGGACCACAGUAUUUGUUGAAUUGGGACUAACAUGUAGGAGCUUCCCCUCUUGAUCAUUUUCCCAUCAAGGCAUGGCAAUACGAUCUCCCCGCCAAAAUUCAAGGCUACUGCCGCGAAAGUUCCUUUUCAUCAUACUGCUGAUACUUGUGCCUAUUUGUGUGAUUAGUCUAUGGACUUAUGGCCAGAAAAUUUCUUACUUCUUCCGUCCUAUUUGGGACCACCCCCCACGACCGUUCAUACACAUGCCGCAUUACUAUGCAGAAAAUGUGUCUAUGGACCACCUUUGCCGCCUACAUGGCUGGUCCCUCCUAUCCCAACCUCGUCGUAUUUUUGAUGGCAUCAUCUUCAGCAACGAGCUAGAUCUACUUGAGAUCCGGUGGCGUGAGCUCUAUCCAUAUGUCUCAAAGUUUGUAAUCCUCGAGUCUAAUGUCACUUUCACUGGUAAUCCGAAACCUCCUUUUUUUGCUGCAAAUCGUGCUCGCUUCGCCUUUGCUGAGGAGAAGAUUGUUCAUGAUGUGUUUCCUGGUGAAAUGAGAAACCAAGGAACACACAAGGAUCCAUUUUUACUCGAGAGAAGGCAACGCAUGGCCAUGGAUUUCCUAGUUCGUAUUUCAGGGAUAUCCUAUGGUGACGUCCUGAUAAUGUCUGAUGCUGAUGAAAUCCCAAGCCCUCACACUCUGAAGCUACUUCAAUGGUGUGAUGGUGUACCACCAGUUCUGCAUCUUGAGCUAAAGAACUACAUGUACUCUUUUGAGUUCCCAGUAGACCACAGCAGUUGGCGUGCUUCUGCACACAUAUACGGCCCACAAACCCACUACCGCCAUUCACGCCAAACAGAUUACAUUUUCUCAGAUGCAGGAUGGCAUUGUAGCUUUUGCUUCCGGCUCAUUCAAGAGAUUGUGUUUAAGAUGACUGCUUACAGCCACGCAGAUCGUGUCACGCAGAAAGAUUUCUUAAACUUUUCGAGAAUUCAGAAGCUUAUAUGCGGAGGAGAUGAUCUUUUCGACAUGUUGCCAGAAGAGUAUAGCUUCAAGGAAUUGAUAAAGAAGAUGGGACCGAUACCCCGGUCGGCUUCUGCGGUUCAUCUUCCCGCCUACUUGAUUCAGAAUGCAGAUAAGUUUAAGUUCCUUUUACCUGGAGGCUGUGUAAGAGCACCAGAAUGAAGGUAUCUCCUCUAAGUUGUUUUUUACUUGAAACUGAUUGAGCAAGCAGGAAAAAUAUACAGUUAGCUUACUCAACAUUAAGAUCCAGUUGUAGAGGAAAAAUGCAAUAUCUAUUUUCAACUGUAAAAUACAUAACAAUACUUUUCUCUGGAAAGUGUUUUUGGUUUAUGGCUUCUUCACAGGUUAUUAAUGGCUAAACUAAAGUCUUGUAUUCCUUUCAAAUUUAAAAAGUAAACAUAAGUUCUUUCCUUUAAGAUAA
Messenger RNA from Humulus lupulus (European hop), 1713 nucleotides. RefSeq lists its product as uncharacterized. Gene Ontology annotation, cellular component: membrane. NCBI's taxonomy places the organism in Eukaryota, Viridiplantae, Streptophyta, Magnoliopsida, Rosales, Cannabaceae. The transcript is spliced from 2 exons. The record is from RefSeq and is a predicted model, not a curated record. Bases 363 to 1454 code for a protein of 363 amino acids. Gene Ontology annotation, molecular function: beta-1,4-mannosylglycoprotein 4-beta-N-acetylglucosaminyltransferase activity. Gene Ontology annotation, biological process: N-acetylglucosamine metabolic process; protein N-linked glycosylation.